AUGAAAAGCCUUACAAGUUACGGUCUUGAGUGCUCAAGUUUCCAAGAUGAUUGGGAAUGCAGAAGUCAUUCUGACAGGGAAAAGGAAAAUCCACAUGGACAUCUGAGUCAAAUGAUAAUCGAUAAUGAAGAAAUAUCCACUUUGGGCCAGCCAGCACCCCUUACUUUUUAUCAGAAAAUUCAUACCAGAGAAAAACCCUAUGGAUAUAAUGAAUGUACAAAAGACUUCUGGCAAGAGGACUUCUUUAUUAAUCAUCAAGGGAUUCAGACUAAUGAGAAACCCUAUAAAUGCAAGGAAUGUGGGAAGGCCUUUAAAUAUGGUUCACGACUAAUUCAACAUGAGAAUAUUCAUUCUGGCAAAAAACCGUAUGAAUGUAAGGAAUGUGGAAAGGCCUUCAAUUCUGGUUCAAAUUUCAUACAACAUCAGCGUGUUCAUACUGGUGAGAAACCUUAUGAAUGUAAGGACUGUGCAAAGGCCUUUAGUCGAAGCUCACAGCUGAUUGAACAUCAACGAAUUCAUACUGGUGAGAAACCCUAUCAGUGUAAGGACUGUGGCAAGGCUUUCAAUCGGAUCUCACAUCUUAAAGUGCAUUAUAGAAUUCAUACUGGUGAAAAACCCUAUGCAUGCAAGGAAUGUGGGAAAACCUUUAGUCAUCGUUCUCAGCUGAUUCAACAUCAGACUAUUCAUACCGGCAAGAAACUCUAUGAAUGUAAAGAAUGUGGGAAGGCCUUUAAUCAAGGCUCAACUCUUAUUCGACAUCAGAGAAUUCACACUGGUGAGAAACCCUAUGAAUGUAAGGCAUGUGGGAAGGCCUUUAGGGUGAGCUCACAACUUAAGCAACAUCAGAGGAUUCACACAGGAGAGAAACCCUACCAAUGUAAGGUAUGUGGUAGGGCUUUCAAACGGGUCUCUCAUCUUACUGUACAUUACAGAAUUCAUACAGGUGAAAAGCCAUAUGCAUGUAGGGAAUGUGGGAAAGCCUUCAGCCACUGCUCACAACUGAUUCAACAUCAGGUAAUUCAUACUGAGGAAAAGCCCUAUGAAUAUAAGGAACAUCGGAGGACUUUAAAUCAUGAUUCAGCUACCAUUCAACAUCAGAGAAUGCAAAACAGACAAACACAAGUGAAUUUAAUAAAUGUAGAAAAGCCUUCCAUCAGCACUUAUCCUUUAUUAAUCAUCAGAGAAUUUAUGUUAGCAAGCAAUCAUAUGAAUGGAAAUAAUGGGACGAGUCCAUUAGCUUAGGCUAAUCACAACUUACUCUUUAUAUCUUGAAGAAAGACUUGAAGGAUGUCAUGUAAGUGAGAAUUCCUUUAUUCAGAGCUUUCUUUUAUCCUGAGGAAUAAAAUUCAUAUUGAAGAAAAA
This is a messenger RNA of Cervus elaphus (red deer), 1362 nucleotides long. Its product is annotated as zinc finger protein 582. Gene Ontology annotation, cellular component: nucleus. Lineage: Eukaryota; Metazoa; Chordata; Mammalia; Artiodactyla; Cervidae. The transcript has a single exon. Gene Ontology annotation, biological process: regulation of transcription by RNA polymerase II. The record is from RefSeq and is a predicted model, not a curated record. The coding region runs from base 1 to 1242 and encodes 413 amino acids. Gene Ontology annotation, molecular function: DNA-binding transcription factor activity, RNA polymerase II-specific; RNA polymerase II transcription regulatory region sequence-specific DNA binding.